Lolium perenne is the source of this 1056-nucleotide messenger RNA. Its product is annotated as homeobox-leucine zipper protein HOX12. Gene Ontology annotation, biological process: positive regulation of DNA-templated transcription. Gene Ontology annotation, molecular function: sequence-specific DNA binding; DNA-binding transcription factor activity, RNA polymerase II-specific. Lineage: Eukaryota; Viridiplantae; Streptophyta; Magnoliopsida; Poales; Poaceae. The record is from RefSeq and is a predicted model, not a curated record. Gene Ontology annotation, cellular component: nucleus.
CCUCUAUAAAUUCGCCCGGCCGAGCUCCGAGCUCACAGAGCCGGACACCAGUCACUGGACAACAUAGCAGCUUGAACGCUCAAAGCAUCGGUCACAGUCGAUCAAAUAUUAAAGCUUAGCUUUUACUUGAAAGAUGAGCUCUGAGGAGGAAGAGAGACAGCUGUUCCCUUCGUUCCUCUUCCCGGAGAGUUUCCCGGCGGACGCGGCCACGCCAAACUCCGGUGGCGAGCAGAGGAAGGCCGGCCGGCAGCGGCGGAGGAGGAAGGCUCGUCAGGUGGCGGAGAGCGAUGGCGACGACGCUGCGGCGAAGAAGCGGCGUCUGACCGACGACCAGGCACAGUUCCUUGAGAUGAGCUUCCGGAAGGAGCGGAAGCUUGAGACCCCGCGCAAGGCUCAGCUCGCCGCCGAGCUUGGCCUCGACACCAAGCAGGUGGCAGUGUGGUUCCAGAACCGCCGCGCCCGCUACAAGAGCAAGCUCAUCGAGGAGGAGUUCUCCAAGCUGCGCGCGGCCCACGACGCCGUCGUCGUCCACAACUGUCACCUCGAGGUCGAGUUGCUGAGGCUCAAGGAAAAGCUGGCCGAGACAGAGGAGGAGAAGGGCAAGGUCAUGGCUGCGGCGGCGACUGCAGGCGUCGGGGCCAACAGCCCGAGCUCGUCGUCGUUCUCGACGGUGACGCACAACGCCGCGAUGGUUGACCAGUUCGAGAUGGAGGAUGCGGAGGCCGACCUCACCUAUCUGAGCGAGUACGACUACAACUAUGUGAUGGACUUGGCGGCCGGCGGCUACCUUGGAGGCGUCUAUGAUCAAUUCAGCUGAUUUGGAUCUAUGGAUAACACGACAGUUCUAGUUUAAUUACUACUCGUAGCAUGAUCGAAGUAAGUAUGCACGUAGCAGCAGUAGUAGCAAGUAAACUCAGUAGUAUUGGUGGUAGUGUCAUAGGUCGACCAGGACCCACUGAGAAUCUUCCCAAGCCAUGUACAUUAUUAAUUGGUAAUGUUCGCAAAAGUACUUCCUCUGAUCGGAUUAAAUUGACGCAAUGGUUGCGAUGACAUCAA